Molecule: messenger RNA, 852 nt
Organism: Cyphellophora attinorum
Lineage: Eukaryota; Fungi; Ascomycota; Eurotiomycetes; Chaetothyriales; Cyphellophoraceae
Exons: 3
Coding region: 1-852 (283 amino acids)
Molecular function (GO): oxidoreductase activity
Source: RefSeq, a predicted model, not a curated record
AUGAUAUUCUCACUCGAUUACACUGCCACUCCCGGCUUGCUUCCAUGCCAGGCUCUCGCCAACAAGAAGGAACCUGGCGAGAAGACCGCCACUGCUCCCGCAAACGACAAGUCUCCAGCAGGCACAGCGGCCAUAUCUGACAGCAUGGGUUCGCUCGGCCCCACUCCACCAUCACGGUCCAUUGAGGCCUACAUUGGCUAUGAUCGCAAUCUACCCGUCCAGAAGGUUGCCGGAACAAUAUCUCGCUACCGCAACGGUUUCGACCAUGUCCUGACCACCGUGCAUGAUGUUCGUGGUCAGGAGCACAACUACACACUUGACAUCCAGGGCUUCCAAUUCGUCUCACCCGAAGAGUUCAGCCACGAUGCACACGACUACACGGAUCAAGAACAUAUCAAGUCGAUUGUGUAUACACAGACACAAGACCUGCUCAAGAACAUCACCGGCGCUCGAGAGUCCACUGCUAUUCUCACCUUACCACUCAAGACUGUGCGACGUGAUCCGUUGUGUGUCUGUGAUGCGCGCUCGGUCAAUGAGAAGGAUCUGGUCAAUCAGAGGGUUUACUUGCCAAAGGAUGCAGACUCAUCGUUCAAAGACGUCAGCCGCGGCGCAUCCUUCGAGUCCGUGGGUGUGAAGCCCAACCCUGAACAUGAAUGGUACUACUGCUCAGAGAUGCGUCCUGACGAGGCCCUGCUAAUCAAGAUCCACGAUUCUGCUGCUGGCCAAGCUCGGGAUGGUGUCUCAGGCAUCGUCGCGAGUGGCGUGCCGCACACGUCUCUUCAGAUUCCUGGCACAGAAGACGUGGAGGCUAGAGAAAGCAUCGAGCUGCGAUGUCUGGUAUUCUGGGACUGA